UGCUUGAUUGGUUACCAAUUUGUCAAAGUUUAGGAAGCUUAGAAUUUAUUAAUUCAAAAAGUUUGGUACCUAAUGUUUUGGACCUACUUAGAUUAGAACCACUUACUAUUCUUAGGUCCAUAACAUCCAGUAUCGGCAGAAACUUUAGAAUCAUUAAUUUUAGCCAGUCACCAAAAAUACUUUUUGGUUGGCCUGAAAAUUGUAGACAAGAAGGUUAUGCACAAGUAUUAAAUUCUAUCUCGAUGAAUUGUCCCAAUCUUGCACGACUUGGAGUCAUGAUUGGACCAAAUACAAUUGGAGAAUUAUUUGGAAUUUUAACUAAUUGCAAAAAAUUAAAAACAUAUAUUUAUGGUAAUGGAAUAUAUUUUGAUGUUACCAGAGAUUGA
Messenger RNA from Racocetra persica, 386 nucleotides. Lineage: Eukaryota; Fungi; Glomeromycota; Glomeromycetes; Diversisporales; Gigasporaceae. The record is from the annotation of a GenBank genome assembly.